Fusarium mangiferae is the source of this 1350-nucleotide messenger RNA. RefSeq lists its product as uncharacterized. The record is from RefSeq and is a predicted model, not a curated record. NCBI's taxonomy places the organism in Eukaryota, Fungi, Ascomycota, Sordariomycetes, Hypocreales, Nectriaceae. The transcript has 4 exons. The coding region runs from base 1 to 1350 and encodes 449 amino acids.
AUGGAACUGGCUUUUGAGGAUCGGCAUUUGCACCCUUCCAAGAGGGACUUUUCAGACUUGGAUUUAUAUGGAAAGGUCUGCAGUCUUUGUGGGUUAGAGCUUACCUACAGAGAUGAAAUCGUCGAAUCCGCGGAGCCUGGAGUAGUCAAACGCCAUGCCAGAAGGUCCUAUCCCAUUUCAUUACAUCAUGAGUGUGUUGAAUACGCCAAGUCUUUUGUUAUUGGCAGUCUACGAAACCUCGCUGGAGCUGCUGUCACUAUCCGCGGGAGCUUUAAUGAGCCCGAAGAAAUGUGUGGUCCUCGCCGCCGUUGGUUGGAGAACACUGUCACACAAAACCUCUCCCAUGCCCUUCGUGGGCGCCUACCCUUCGAAAUCUGUAGAAAUGUUGCCAUCUACUGUGUUCGUGAACAGUCAAUUCGCUUCAUCCAUCAGGAAUGGAGACAGCGCCUAACUCGCCAUGAUUUCAUAUCGGUUCCUGUCUACAGCCACACGACUCUCUGGGCCCAAUACACCUAUUUCGAAGGUAUUCGAUACAUUGGAUCGUUCUCUUACGACUCGCAGGGCGGCGAUGAGUACUUCCUCAUAAAAGGGAACACGGCGAAUCCCUUGAACCUCUUCGCCCGGCAUAACCAUCUAGGGGUCAACAAGCUUGUUGUAACCGAAGGACAGGAAAGGCCUGAGACCGAGGAGGCCCAUAACUACUGGUGGACUUAUCAUGGCAUCAAAAUCCGGGACCUCGUUGUUGUCAAAACCCCGAAGACCUUCUUCAAUUUCGCUUCAGGUGGUCCUUGCGAGAUACGGUGGGCUAUGCCUCCGUCGCCUGUGAAGUUCUCGCCCAAGAUUCCGAUCCCGAACGGCAUGCCUUGGACUGAUGUACAAAGUCUUGACUGGAAUAAACCAGGGAUAUCCGGCUAUUCCUUCCUUCUUUGCGGUGAAGCUGUCUUGCAAUGCAAUUUCCAUCACGUCCAUGGACCGCCAGUACCUUACCACAAAUACACGACAGGUGAACCCAACGAUCUCUUGUGUCUGCAUUUCCCCAUGAAUCUUGACGAAAGAGUCUCUGAACUCUGGAUCCGUCAGUAUCCUGAAAGGACGGCGACUCUCAUAAUUGUCACAGAUCGCGGCUGUAGUCUCGUCCUUGGAAGUCAGCAAGAUGUCCCGGGUGCUACAUACCAUGCCGUUGCCAAACUACCGCAAGAUAAACCUUACUUCAUGUUCCACGCGCAUUCCUACACCUUUAAGAACAAACUUCUCACCAAGACGAUAGCUCUGCAGAAGAUGAGAGUGAGGACGAAACAGAGAGCGACGACGACUAUGACAGGUCUCCAAAGUAUGUCUCACUGCCCAUGA